Cokeromyces recurvatus is the source of this 2343-nucleotide messenger RNA. RefSeq lists its product as uncharacterized. Gene Ontology annotation, biological process: positive regulation of G2/M transition of mitotic cell cycle; establishment of cell polarity. Bases 1 to 2343 code for a protein of 780 amino acids. NCBI's taxonomy places the organism in Eukaryota, Fungi, Mucoromycota, Mucoromycetes, Mucorales, Mucoraceae. Gene Ontology annotation, cellular component: cell septum; cytoplasm. The record is from RefSeq and is a predicted model, not a curated record. The transcript has 3 exons.
AUGUCUACUGUUUUUAUUCAACCAUUAAAGGAGAAUUAUGAAUCAUUUUUUAAGAAUAAUCAAAACAAAGAAACGACACAAAAGAUAUCUAUAAUAAAUCUUUCACAUAUAUUGGAAAUACCAUUGGAACUAUUGGAUACUACACAUUAUACAACAGCUACUACUAUCUUAUAUAAUCAAUUGCUUAAUGAUACUAUGAAUAAUGAAAGCCAUCUUUUUUGGCAUACACAAACUACAGAUACUACACCAUGUAUUCAGGAUGAUACAAUGAUUCCAAACAAGAAAAAGCUUGUAAAUAGAACAAUAGUGACUCAUAGUUUUGCAAAUAGAAAAAAAUCAAUAGCUAAACAUCGAAAAUCAAUUCUGUCUAAUUCUUUUACUGCUGAAGAUGAGAAUCAUUGUAUUGAUGAAAUAAUUCGUAGUGAUAGGGAAGCCACGUUAGCUGCCUUGGAAAGAGGUCGCGUUAAAAAUAGACACAUUGGCUCUAUGACGUUUUAUAAUGAGGAGGCUCUUGUACUACGAAAUGAGAAGCAGGAGAAGGAGGAGGAGGAGGAGGAAGAAGAAGAAGAGAGGAUGCCAUGGAAGUACCAAGAGGAGUUGAAUCAUUCAAAGGAGGAUCAUGUUAAAGAACGAAACAUCAACAAAGGGUACCAAAAGUUGAUGAAUAAUUCUACUCAAAACAAUUCACUUCUUAAUGGUGAGGAUGUUGACACAACUAUUACGGAGAAAAAUAGGGUACAUCAUGUUUUAUAUUUUUCAAAAAAUCAUGAUAAAACAACAACUGUAUUAUCUAUUGGAAGGAAUUCAGCCGCAUCACAAAAGGAGAAGGGGCUUAUAAAAUGUAAACAUAAUAAUAAUAAUAAUAGCUCACAAAUGACUCCAAUACAGCUGGAUGAAAUAAAUGAGAAGGGCAUGACUAACUGUAUAGAUUCUGCCAUUGAUUUACAUUCAACUGCCGUGAAAGAUGAAGAAAAUGCUUUACAACAAGUGUCAACAGCAAAGGCUUCUAACUUGCUAUCCUUUGAAUCUUCCUCAUUACCUCCUCCUCAUCAUCAUCAUCAUAAUACAGAUGAUACUUUUUCUUCUUCUCCAUAUUAUACUUUAGAUAAGAGUAGCAACCCUUCCAAUAAAGAUAUUUCAAUAUCAACAACAACGAAAAAGAAAGUUUCCGUUUGGUUAUCUAAAAAAAUUUUCCAAACUAAUACAACGAAUAGACAUGAAUCACACACAAAGUUAAACUCUUCUGAUACUCUAUCUGAAAAUAAAACCACCACUUCUACCAUCAGCACUACUCAAGUCCAGCAACAAGAAAAGUUUAAUAUCUCUUUCUUAUUCUUUGGAAGAAAGUUAAGCUCCAAAAGAAAACAUGCCAUCAGCAAUAAGAAAUCAUUCAAGAAAUCACCUACGAUGAGCCAAGAAUUUGAAACUUCGUCCAUCACUUCUUCUUCUUCCUGUCAAGGUUCUAAAGAUACUCAACUGAAUAGUUUUAAUUAUACUCGACUUCCAAUUCAUACAGAGAGAGCUAUCUAUCGUCUCUCCCACUUAAAGUUGACUAAUUCUAAACGUCCUCUUCGAGAUCAAGUUGUUAUUUCAAAUUUAAUGUUCUGGUAUUUAUCCAUCAUUCAUCACAACAUAGUCAUCAACUCGCAGGCUGGUAAUAAGGACUUUAAUAAUAUGAGUCAUAUCGAUUUAGCAGAUAAUAGGAAAAGAUUGUAUCGAUCUUAUGUAAAGCAACAACAAUCUACUAUCAAGCGCAAUAAUAAUAACAAGUGUCGAAAAUUAGUAUCCAUCAACAAGAGAGAUACAACUCUGUAUCAACCGAUGUUAACAAGAAAACCUAUUGAUGAUCAACAGCAACUCUCUACACAUAAAGGACUUGAUUAUCAGCAGCAGCAGCAGCAGCAGCAACAACAACAACAACAACAACAAAGGAAAGGGAAAAGAAUGGGCGAUGGUUAUCGACAACUACAGCUUGAGAUGACGAGAUACGACUCUAUUAGUUUCUUAUCGGAUGAUGAUGAUGAAGAAGAAGAAGAAGAUGAUGAUGAUGUGAGUGAUAAUUCUGAAGAAAAUAGUGAUGAUGAGAAUGGCCAUCUUUUUUAUUCUUCUUCAGAAGAAGAGGAAGAAGAAGGCUUUAAAAAGAAGAAUGUUAAAAAGUAUUCAUUCUUUAAAAAGUAUUCCGGGAAAAAGAAUAAAUUACAACAACAACAACAACAAAUAUCAACACUAGAUUGGCAGUCAUCUUAUAAACAACAAAAUGAAAUAAGCAUGACUAUUAUGAAUGAAGAUGAGGACGAUAUACCAUUAGCCAUGUACCAACAAAAAGGAAAGAAAAAACGAUAA